Messenger RNA from Lucilia cuprina (Australian sheep blowfly), 1434 nucleotides. RefSeq names its product mediator of RNA polymerase II transcription subunit 30 (gene MED30). Bases 121 to 1350 code for a protein of 409 amino acids. Gene Ontology annotation, cellular component: mediator complex. Gene Ontology annotation, molecular function: transcription coregulator activity. NCBI's taxonomy places the organism in Eukaryota, Metazoa, Arthropoda, Insecta, Diptera, Calliphoridae. Gene Ontology annotation, biological process: positive regulation of DNA-templated transcription. The transcript is spliced from 2 exons. The record is from RefSeq and is a predicted model, not a curated record.
UUAACAGCACUGUUUCCAGUUAACAACAAUUUUUUGUAAUUUCUUGUCAUUUCGGCUACAGAAAUUUCGCAAAAAAAUCUAAGAAAUUAUUUUCAACUCCAAUAAAAAUUCAACACAAUAAUGUCUGGUCAGUAUCCAGGUGGUUAUAACAAUCCUUUGGCGGGCCAUCGUGGCCAAUUUAAUCCACAACAGCAGCAGCAACAACAAUUAAUGAAUCAAAUGCAAAUGGGAAGUUCAGCCGGCGCUGGCGGUAUGAUGCCAGGAGCUGGUGGUGGUCCUGGUGGAGGAGGCAUGAUGUCUAUGGGUGGUGCUGGGGGUUAUGGUCAAGGUGGUAUGAUGCCCCAACAAGGUAAUCCUAUGCAACAACAGGGCAUGCAAGGUAUGGCUGGAUCAGUUGGUGGCGGAGGCAUGGGACCGGGUGUUAUGAAUCCUGUAGGUAUGCAGUCUCCCUCACAUGUACAACAACAACUUAUGCAGCAGCAGCAACAAAUGCAACAACAAAUGGGUCCCAUGGGACCACAAAUGACAAUGGGUAUGGCAGGACAUGUGGGAAUGGUAGGUGGAAGUGGUGCUGGCGGUGGUGGUGGUAGUCCACAAGUAAGUAACUUAAUGCCUCAACAACAACAAAUGCAGCAAAAUGUGGGUAUGCAGCAAGGCCACCAAAUGCAAGCAGGCCCUAGUAGCUCAAAUAUGAGUGCUAUGUUAGCCCAACAACAACAGCAACAAUCUUUGCAGCAAACAUCACAACAAAGUCCAGCUGGCCAACUGCAACAGUCAUCUCUACAAACUCAGUCUCAACAAAUGCCUCAGACAUCCGGUCAGCAUCAGCAACAGCAGCAACAACAACAACAACAGUCACAACCCUCAUCAAAUAAUGUCUUAUCCAUAUCUCAACAGCCUCACAAAGAAAUCAAUAUUGUUACUUUAUCUCGCGUGGGACAGGAAACAGUACAAGAUAUAACCUCUAGAUUUCAAGAGAUAUUCACCGCUCUUAAGGUCAUCCAACCUACAUCCAGCCGAGACAACGGCACCGUGAAAAAAGUACAAGAACAUUUUCGUACCAUUCGUUUACUAUUCAAACGCAUGCGUUUAAUCUAUGAACGUUGUAGUGAUGGUUAUCCACAGGGCAUGGAAUAUACUCAUGUCGAAAGUUUGAUACCUUAUAAAGAUGAGACGGAUCAUCGCAAUUUGGAGGGCACACAAUGUGAAGAGUAUCGUAAAGCUUUGCAAGAAAACCAAGAACUUAUAGAUACAGUAAAAUUGAAAAAUCGCCAAUUAAGAGAGAUUAUUGAUCGUACACGUAUUAUUGUUUGGGAAAUUAACACUAUGCUUAGCAUGAGGAGAUCCUAAUUAUAUUAUCAUAAUAAUUAGUAAUAACUUUUAGAUAAAUAAGAUAUAAAUUAUAUGUUAAUAAACGAUUGAUUUCAAUAUUAA